CUCUCCCUCCCCGCUGACGCCGGAGGAAGCAUGGCGAGGACCCUCGACGGCUGCUGCUCCGCCAAAGACGUCGCCUACAGCUGUGGGUACUGUGGUUAUGCACUGAACUUGAGCUCCUCGACACGGAACACAGCCAACAUUGGAUCCAAGUAUGGAAAACAGAUCAGGAAAGGUGUCGUCUCGUUCUUCGCGAUCGACGAGAGUCGGUUCACGCAGACUGACGAGGUGAGCUGCAUGCCAUACUUCAGCUCAAGGUCUUCAUGGGGUUUCUUCAGAAAGAGAAAACGAUUGCUCUGCCGCAAGUGCAGCGGUCAUAUCGGUAACGCUUAUGAGGACGAGGACUCUGCCUUGAAUCAUAGCUCAGAUGACACACACACAGCCUCCGAUGUCAGCAGCAUGUCUAGUCGAAAGAAAUAUGUUAUCAAGAUUAAAGCGCUACAACCUUCAUCCGACGGCUCUGGUGUUCCCUUCGCUCUAUGACAGCAACCUGAACCGUUGUAUCGUGUGCCUUGAAAAGCAUGGUUGCUCUAAACUGUGCCGGACUGGGAUGUUGUGAAUCGGGUAAAUGCAGCACCAAGAACUUCAUACUGUCGGAACUUUUCAGGGGAACUCGUCAUUUCUGUUCUGCUUCAGUCAUCUUGCUGCCCUUACUUGAUAGUGAUUUUUCAUUUCUUUUUCAUACCAGUAUACAUGUAUAUUUUUAGCUGGAGGGUCAAAUUUUAGUUGUGUUAAUAUUGCAAAAUGAGAGGGUCUUCAGGGUGUGUCGCAUUCUUGUAUCAGGUGUUCAGUUUCAUAAAGGCAUUCCUGAAGUUGUUCAUGUGGGAUUGUGACAAAGCUGUUGGCAUCAAACAGAGAAGACUAUAAUCUGUAUAUUGAGUAUAAUCUGUCAAAAUAUCAACUUAUUCUCCAAUGAGUAAACUUCUUUUACACUCAAA
Messenger RNA from Hordeum vulgare subsp. vulgare (domesticated barley), 935 nucleotides. RefSeq lists its product as uncharacterized. The transcript has 2 exons. The record is from RefSeq and is a predicted model, not a curated record. Lineage: Eukaryota; Viridiplantae; Streptophyta; Magnoliopsida; Poales; Poaceae. The coding region runs from base 31 to 480 and encodes 149 amino acids.